Messenger RNA from Girardinichthys multiradiatus, 4149 nucleotides. RefSeq names its product DCN1, defective in cullin neddylation 1, domain containing 4 (S. cerevisiae) (gene dcun1d4). Gene Ontology annotation, molecular function: ubiquitin-like protein binding; ubiquitin conjugating enzyme binding; cullin family protein binding. Lineage: Eukaryota; Metazoa; Chordata; Actinopteri; Cyprinodontiformes; Goodeidae. The coding region runs from base 285 to 980 and encodes 231 amino acids. The transcript is spliced from 11 exons. The record is from RefSeq and is a predicted model, not a curated record. Gene Ontology annotation, cellular component: ubiquitin ligase complex. Gene Ontology annotation, biological process: positive regulation of ubiquitin-protein transferase activity; protein neddylation.
GUGUUGUGUUUAUACAUCCGCUUUUGUCCCGUGGCUCCGUGGGGUUUGAUGAAGCCCGUGUUAUUUGCUGUUCUCUUUGUAUUUGCCAGCACUGUCUGGUGCGACAACAAAGGACGGACGGCUACUGUCAUUUCACUUGCGUUUCGCCCGUAAAAGAUUUUCAGCUGAAUUCCCAUCUGACUACACUAGCCAGUAUCCACAAGAUUCAUCACACCUUACACAGACUGAAUCUGACUGAAGACGUUGGACAGGACAGCACCCCAUCAGCUUGCUGCUCUAGAGCCAUGCCACCAAGAAAAAAGAGGAGACCUUCUGCAGGAGAUGACCUGUCAGCCAAGAAAAGUCGCCAAGACAGCAUUUUCAGAAAACAUGAGACAUCACAGAUCCGGGAGGAGGAGACGUUUUCUAGUAAAAGAUGUCUGGAGUGGUUCUAUGAGUAUGCAGGUUGUGACGACGUUGUGGGUCCAGAGGGCAUAGAGAAGUUCUGCGAGGACAUUGGAGUGGAGCCAGAGAAUGUGGUUAUGCUGGUUCUUGCUUGGAAGCUGGAUGCUCAGAGUAUGGGGUAUUUCACUCUUCAGGAGUGGCUAAGAGGCAUGGGCUCACUGCAGUGCGAUUCCACUGAGAGACUGAGGAAUUCACUCGACUACCUGAGAUCUGUCCUGAAUGACAGCACCAGUUUUAAGCUUAUUUACAGAUACGCCUUUGAUUUCGCUCGGGAAAAAGAUCAGAGGAGUUUGGACUUGAACACAGCAAAGUGUAUGCUGGGGCUUCUUCUGGGGAAAACCUGGCCUCUGUUUCCUGUCUUUAACCAGUUUUUAGAGCAAUCCAAGUACAAAGUCAUCAACAAAGACCAGUGGUGCAAUGUUUUAGAGUUCAGCAGGACAAUCAACCUGGACCUUAGUAACUAUGAUGAAGACGGCGCCUGGCCCGUUUUGCUGGACGAGUUUGUGGAAUGGUACAAGGAAAGACAGAUGUCAUAGCUGCAGAUGGAAAAAUGGAAGGAAAAAAAAAAGUUACAACUGUGACCACAACAACUCUGAGUAUCAACAACCAAUAAGCAAACACAACAAAAUCGGUAAAGCAGUGACAGUUAGUGCCUCCCGGAGAAAGAAGGGGUUCAUGCUGUGGGUGGGUGGGCGGGGGUUUGGGGGUCACUGGAUUUGCAGCUCGGGGUGUUUGCUGCUCCGACUCCCAGGGUGGAGGAGAGCUGUUCUUGCAGAGUUUUGCUCCCUGUGGUAGUUGCAUUGUGGUAGGUUUGCAGCAAUCCCCCCCAGUGGCGUUGCUUUCUGUUACUGUGACGUCUCAUAUUGCUGUCUGUGUUGGGAUAACAUGGUAUCAUACGCUGACUAUGGAAACGCAGUGGUACUGUGUGGGAGCACCACUCACCCCCAGUAGUCAUCACUGCAGAGAAACCACCAGAAGUGACCAUUCAUGCAUUGUAUUCGAGUCUUAAACAGGAUCACUUGGACCUAGGCACACUCAAAUAUUAAAGACCCGAGCAAUGAACUUAAACUUGAGCUCGUUGGGACAGAUGGCACUAACUACUGUUUGUGGUUUUAUUUACUUCUCCUAAAAGCACACUGUGUCAAAGGGUUGACUGCAGGUUCUCAGAUGCCUGUACCGUUUACUGGUUCUUUCUUUCCCUCCAUUUUUCUUUCUGUCCCUCCUUCUGUUUUGCUAAUGAUAACGUUCUGCUAGCCCCAUGCAAAGACUUGAGACCUCAUAACUCCAAACAAAUCAGCAUUGCUGCUUAUUAAUUCUAAAUACAGUGCAACAGUGAGCCACCAGUGCUCUACUCUGCGUUUAUUGGUCUAAUGACCAAUUUCUGUAUCUACGCUGUGAGAUAAGAUUUUUCCUCAAACAUGGAAGUCGCAUUGUGUGUCCUGCACAGAUACCAACAAACCCAAACAUUUAUACAUGUGACCCUACGGUGCCUUUCAAAAGUAUUCAUACCCCUUGAAUUUUUUUUUUUCACAUUUUGUCUCGAUACAAACAAAAACUUUGUUCUGGAGUGGAAGGUAAAUAUUACCUUAUCACUUUAAAAAUAAAUAAAAAUCAGAAAAGUGUGCCAUGCAUUUGUGUUCAACCCCUCUUGAAUUAAUCCGGUUUAAAACUGCCUUUCACUGCAAUUAUAGUUGCAGGCCUUUUUGGUUAAAUCUCUACCAGUUUUGCAUAUAUAGAGACUAAAAUUAUCGUCCAUUCUUCUUGGCAAAAUAGACUCAUUGGAUGGAGAAGUAUCUGUGAAUGUCAGUUCUCAUGUCUUGCCAUGAAUUUACAGUUUGAUUUCUGUCCAGACUUUUAGUAGGCCAUUUUUACGUAGGAGUAUGAUUUGAUCUAGACCCUGUUGCUGUAGCUCUGGCUUUAUGUUUAGGGUUGUCAAAGCAACCAUAUCUUGGUUGGUUUGCAGUUGGACCAUACUCUUACAAUUUUUAGAUUAAUUUGAUGCAAGAUGUUCCAAGUUUGGGGAUUUUCUUGCUUUAAAUCCUUAUUGUGUGAAUUUAUUAUUUAAAAAAAUAAUUUGUGUUUUUGCUUUUAAACUAUUUUAAAUGUAGUAAUGGUUGUUAUAAAUGUCAUUAUUUAGUAAAUAAGCCAAGUUAUAAAUGCAUAUGCCUGAGUAUUAGAAAUCAGUGAAGUGCUUCCAUUAUGAUCUUUUAGGUGUGUUGAAUAUACAUCAGCAAGCAUUGCUGAUUUAAAUACACCACCUUAGCAGUGUGGUGAUUUGAGGGGGAUUUGUGACCAUAGUGUUUAAGGGAUUCCUCCUGACCUGUGUGGUGUUUUCUGUGGUAUUCAUGCUGCUUGUUUUCCAACAAACCUUUGAGUUCUUCCCAGAACAGCUGCAUUUAUGCUAAGAUUAAAUUACGCACAGAUGGAGCUUAGCUACUAAUUAUUUAACUGCAUUUCCUUCAGGGGUUUCAGAGUAAGGAGGACCUAACACAAAUGCACCCCAUAAUCCUCAGAUCUAGAUCUGUAAAACAUUUUUUUUUUAGCCAUUUGUCUUGGUCUGUAACAUAAAAUCCUAAUGAAUCGCACUGAAGUUUGUGUUUUGUAAUGUGACAAAAUGUGAAAAAGUCAGAGUGAAACUUUUUGCAAGCCACCGAACAUCCAGCACAUGCAGGCAGUGACAUACAAGUAGUCAGGUAAUCUUUCAGGAUGAAUCCAGACUGUUUAGACUGUGUUAUAAGUUAACAUAGUGGCCAGAUGGUGCCAUUUUGUCUUGGUAUUUGGCAUUUGUUUGUCUUCCUCAGUGCACUGAUGGUUUCUGGCCUCCUUUUUACUUGUAGCAUUCCUCCCAACACUGACAGUGUUACAAUAGCUGCAGUGGAACACCUGAGACCCUCUGAGGACAAGAUGUCCUUUAAGUUAGUGAGGUAGGUUUGCUGAAAGCAUUUCUUUCUAGCACCCGUAGGGCGUAAAUGAAAAAUUUGGACACUGACCGUCUGGGUGUGUGUGAUGAUGCUAUGCUGUUCUGUUCGCCUAGUGUAAUGUUCUUGUAACACAUGUAUAAAAUCUUUUAUGUCUUUGACUGUAAUGUGAUGCCGCACCGUCAGAAGAUUUACUAUUUGCAUGCAUGCUCCGACAGAGCCAUUGUGAAUGGAUGAGAUUUUUUGAAAACAUUUUUCAAACAUGCUUUGUUUUGUACAGUUAUUUGUGCAUGUGUUCUGUUCUUACUUUGACAAACACAGUCAUGUUAGUUUAUUUUUCCUAUGAAAAAAAAAACAAUUGUGUCCACUACGACCUGGAACACACCUGUAACCUCAUGGUGGAUCAGGAGUUCCCUCCUGCAUUUCUCCCAUCCCUCUCAACCUUUUGUAUAUUGUAAUUCCAAGCAAGCUGCAACCGGUGUGAAGAAUUGUUUUAUUAUUUUGAAGUGCAUACAAUAUUUGUUUUGUAGCUUCUGCAAUCAUUGUCAGAUCAUACACAUAAGCUUACCUUUGGAAGCUUCACCAUUAACAAAAACUGGAUUUAACUGUUUCAUUCCUUACCAAAUACUGUGUAGAGAUAAAUCUUUUAAUAUUCUCCAAUGAAAUGCAGGAGGAUGAACAGCCUUGUUCCGACUGUAAAUAUGUAUGUAAACAAUCUGAGUGUCUAUAUGUUUGUUUUCACUAUAACCAAUGUCUAUACACAUAAAUAAAAAGGUUUAUUAACUUA